AAUUUUAGGAGGGGCGAGGAGGCUGUCGCAGCAGCAGCCGCUGUCCGGGUACUUUAACCUCUGCGCGGCCCAGAAGCAGCUCGUGGCGGCCAGUGGGAGCCGGAACCUGCGGGAUUCUGGAAACUGCUUCUGGGUGGGUCGGCGACCGACGGCGGAAGGGCCGGUCCCGCGGGCUCCGGUAGGCGAGGCCUGCCUGGGUCUCUGGCCCCAGGAUGCCCUUUCCGGUUGGAGGAGGAGGUCGGGAAAGGCCGGGCCGAGGAAGAGGAGACCCCCUCAGUUUAACCUUGGAGAUUUCCUGCCUGGUAUCUAGAGGCCAAGAGACAUUCAUGAUGCUCACACUAUCUGUUCCAUUUUCGUGUCCACGUUCUCAAAUUCCUGCCUGUCAGGAGAGGCCUGUCUGUUGAGCAAGAGAGGACUUCCGUGCUUCUGACAAGCUACUUUCAGGAUUUCAAGUUUGGGCUACCUCUGGGGCCACGAUGUUGUCUGAUCCUUCUGCACUGGGAGAGCAAGACCAGGAGAAGAUUUUGCCUUCAAAGAAUGGGAAAGAUAGGGAGAUCCUGAAGAAAUUGACUCAAAAUCAUAAGGCGAAAGCUUUGACUUCUAACUAUACUGAAGAAAAGGAGGGAAAGCCCCAAAUGCUGGUACCUGUUACAUUCAGGGAUGUGGCUUUGAUCUUCACGGAAGCAGAAUGGAAGAGUCUGAGUUUAGAGCAGAGGAAUCUGUACAAAGAAGUGAUGCUGGAGAAUUACUGGAAUCUGCUCUCAUUGGAGACAAAGCCAGGAACCUACCCUUGUUCUUCCUGUCUUCUGGUCUCCUGUCUGCAAGUACUCAGCCAACACAUGCUUCAGGUCUUCUGGGGCUUAUGUGCAGAAAAUCAUUCCCAUCCAGGGAAUUCCAGCUCAGGCCUUCAGGAACUGCAGGUGCACCAGUAUUCUGAUCAGAACUGCUGGAGUGAAAAUGCAGAAGGUCAAGAGAGAGAAGGUGGUUGCAAACCCUGGUCAGCAAGGACAAAGGAGAGAGAGACAUCAAGGUCAUUUUUCAGCCCACUCCAAGGACAGUCAGCGAGUCCAAGAGAGGGCAACAUGGUGGUAGAAAUAGAGUCCAAUUCGGCCCAAAGGGUAAACCCUGUGCAGUCAGACAAAGGAAUGAAGGAAUUAGAAGCCUCAAGAUUUGGAGCAAUCAACUGUAGAGAAUACAGCUCAGAAUCAAACUUCAUUAGAAACUCCAGGACCUUCUUAGGUGAGAAGCCCUAUGUUUGCAGUAAUUGUGGGCGAGGAUUUAAAAACAGGUCAUACCUCAACAGACACUACCAGACACACUCGAUGGAGAAGCCCUAUAUUUGCAGUGAUUGUGGGCGAAGCUUUAAAGGUUGGUCAGCCUUCAAGAGACACCAUCAGACACACUUGAUGGAAAAGCCCUAUGUUUGCAGUGAUUGUGGACGAAGCUUUAAACAUAGGUCAGCCCACAACAGACACCAUCAGACACACUCCAAGGUGAAGCCCUAUGUUUGUAGUGAUUGUGGGCGAGGCUUUAAAAAGAGGUCAGCCCUCAACAGACACCAUUACACACACUCAGUGAAGAAGCCCUAUAUUUGCAGUGAUUGCGGACGAGGCUUUGAAGGUUGGUCAACCCUUAAGAGACACCAUCAGACCCACUCGAUGGAGAAACCAUGUGUUUGCAGUGAUUGUGGACGAGGCUUUAAACACAGGUCUGCUCUCAACAGUCACCACCAGAUACACUCAAUGGAGAGGCUCUGAGUUUGCCGUGAUUGUGAGUAAAUAAGUCAGCCCUCAACAGUCACCACCAGACACACGAUGUUUGCAAUGAUUGUGGGUGAGGCUUUCACCAAAAGUCACCAGAGAACACAUUCAGAAGCGAAGCCUUAUUUGUAUGGGGAGUGUGGGAAGAGCUUUAGAAAGAAGUUCAUCCUUAAUAGACAUCAGUGGACUCACUCAGGAAAGCCUUAUGAUUGCAGCAAUUGUGGGAAAGGCUUAAGCUGAAAGUCACACUUCAUCACACACAAAUGGUCACAUUCAGGGGAGAAGCCUAUGUCUGCAGUGAUUUGGGGUGAGGCUUUAGCAAGAAGUCACAUCUCAUCACACACCAGAGGAUAGACUCAGUGGAGAAGGCUUAUAUUUGCAGGGAGUGUGGGUGAAGCUUUAGUUGGAAGCCAUAUCUCGCCAGACACCAGAGGAGAGAAGCCCUAUGUAUGCAAGGUGUAUGGGCGAGGCUUUUGUCACAAACCAACUUUUGCCAUACAUAGUAGUAAAUAAAUACUUGAGAGAGAAGUAUUUUCAGGGAGUGUGAGAAGAACUUUAAAAGUAAAUCCAUGCGUAAUAGACAUCAGUGCAUUCACUCGGGAGAAGUCUAUGUCUGCAGGGAAUGUGAGCGAGGCUUUAUCCAGGAGGCACUUCUCACCAACCGCCAGAGGACACACACUGAGAUGAGAAAUUCUUUUCGGGGGGUUGGGGUAUGGGCAAGACUUUAAUGACAAAUUGACCUUUGUCAUUCAGGAGGGGACACACUUGGGAGAGAAGCCUUAAGUGUACAGUGAGUUGGCCAAGGCUUUAUCUGGAAAUUACUCCUCAUUAAUCAGAGGACACACUCAGGGGAGAAGCUUUACGUGUGCAGGGAGUGUGGGCGAGGCUUUAGCCGGAACUCAGGUCUCAUCAAACAUCAGAGGACACACUGAGGGUACUGCAGGACAGCUAGCAUAGCUCAGAUAUAGACAGUUUCUCACAGGCAGACUUAGAUAAUUAGGAAGCUAGGUGGUCAGGUAUCUGUAUCUGUGUACUGUCUUAUUGGGACAUAACUCUUAAGCAACUACAUACUGACUGAAAUCCAUACCCAUCCUUGGAAUAUGGGGCAGCUGGCUGUAAGAACCAAGAACAGGACAGUAUACUAGAGACAGGCACAGUGCGCUAAGAGAAAACUUAAUUACAGCAACUUUUCUGAUUUUCUUAACAGUUCCUUGUGACACUAGCAAAAUUUAGAAAUAAAAUAAGAAUUGACACCUGAUCAAAGCUUAGCUUAGAAACAGUUUCUUUAAUCAUCAUUUUGGAAAUACAUAAAGCCCUUUUUAACAUAAAGUCCACCCACAUUCUCUCUUGAAUGUGUCAUUUGAUUUUCUUUUCUAAUAAACCAUACUUGAAACCUC
Molecule: messenger RNA, 3157 nt
Organism: Carlito syrichta (Philippine tarsier)
Lineage: Eukaryota; Metazoa; Chordata; Mammalia; Primates; Tarsiidae
Product: zinc finger protein 343-like
Exons: 6
Coding region: 477-1757 (426 amino acids)
Biological process (GO): regulation of transcription by RNA polymerase II
Cellular component (GO): nucleus
Molecular function (GO): RNA polymerase II transcription regulatory region sequence-specific DNA binding; DNA-binding transcription factor activity, RNA polymerase II-specific
Source: RefSeq, a predicted model, not a curated record